AUGAGGGUGCAUCGCGGGAUCUGCGCCAAACUGCAGGGCGGUUUUCUCAGACGAUGGUGGGCGGCCGUUGCGAUCGGAGCUUUGCUGAUAAUCCUGGCUGCCGUUUUAGCGGUACUAUUUCCGAAUAUCAUCGAUUUCGUCCUCGAUAAAGAGCUCGCGAUACAAGAGGGAGGUCGUACGUACAAGUUUUGGAAGAAACCGCCGGUGGUACCGCGGAUGCAGAUCUACAUCUAUAAUGUAACAAAUGCUGACGAGUUUUUGAACAAUGGCGAGAAACCAGCGUUACAAGAAUUGGGUCCGUACGUUUAUUUACAGCACUGGGAAAAAGUCGACAUUAAAUUCAACGACAAUGGAACCGUUAGCUAUAAAGUCAAGAAAACAUUUACUUUCGAUGAGGAUCUGUCGGCCGGUUCUCAAGAUGAUCUCGUAGUCGUGCCAAAUGUUCCCAUGCUGUCGGCUACUACCCAAUCGAAACAUGCUGCUCGUUUUCUACGACUUGCAAUGGCAUCCAUCAUGGACAUUCUCAAGAUCAAGCCAUUCGUCGAAGUGUCGGUCGAGCAGCUACUCUGGGGUUAUGAGGACCCUCUGCUGAAACUGGCCAAGGAUGUUGUGCCCAAGGAGCAAAAACUGCCAUACGAUCAGUUCGGUCUGCUCUAUGGCAAGAACUCCACCAUGCCGGAUCUAUACACGAUAUUCACAGGUGCCAACGAUAUCACGAAAUUCGGAAUGAUGGACAGGUGGAAUGGCAAAGAUGGUCUCGGCUUCUGGACCACGCCAGAAUGCGACUCCAUCAUGGGCACCGAUGGCAGUAUCUUUCCGCCUCAUAUUACUAAGAAGACUGUGCUCAAGGUCUUCGAUAAGGAUCUCUGCAGGACGUUGCCGCUCGUUUUUCAGCGUGAAGUGAUAGCUGCCGGAGGAGUCCCCGGCUAUAGAUUUUCUCCUCCGACGAAUGUCUUUACGUCGGAAAAGAAUUUGCCGUCACAGAAAUGUUACUGUCCAGCUGGACCACCAUGUGCACCAGAAGGCACAUUUAAUGUUUCCCAGUGCCAGUACGAUUCGCCAGUUCUUCUUACAUUCCCGCAUUUCUAUCUUGCCGAUCAGACUUUACGAGAGGCUGUGACGGGCAUAUCGCCACCAGACGCCGAAAAACAUCAGCUUUACAUUGAUGUGCAACCGAUAAUGGGCACGGCUAUGAAAGCACGAGCGAGGAUACAGAUAAAUCUCGCGGUUAGCCAAGUGCGAGACAUCAAACAGGUCGCUUCGUUUCCCGACAUCGUUUUUCCCAUUAUGUGGUUCGAGGAUUGUGUCGACGAGCUACCCCAAGAGAUGCGCACCUUGCUGAAAUUGGUGGUGGAUGUGCCGCCGGUGGCCCAUGCUGCGGUUUCCGGCGCCCUUGCUGCGAUCGGCGCGAUUGUUUUGCUAGGAGCCUUUAUGUGUUUAGCGCGCGCCGCCAAACGUCAGGAAAAGCUGCAUCUUAGCAGUCCGUUGCCACCGAAUGCGACCAGCACCAAGACUGGCCAGUUGAAUCUAGCCUUCAGCAAGUAAUCGCGUGUCAAAUAAAUAAAUAUCGUGUGAUUGAAGGGAAUCGACGAGUGCGCGAGUGCCUUGAAUCUUAUCCCGCGAUAAUAAACGCGCGCGAGUUCGCGCGAGGACUUGUAUGAUAAAUUUUGCUUAUCUUAUAAGACGAUGGGCAUGUGUUUUAUCUCUCGGUUAGUUUUGUUAUGGGCAAAUUUCUUGAGUUUUGCGAGACAGAGAGAAAGAGAGAGAGAGAAUGACACGAAUUUUGUCGGCCCCUUCACACGCCAAAUGUGUUAUUUGUGUUACAUUAUGCGCGUGUGCUCUCUUUUUUUCUUUCCCAUUCUUCGGGAAAAUAUUUUGACAGACGGAUGAGUCGUUUAAGUACAAAUAAAUUCGAGAUUUGUGGAGCAAGUGUUUCAGUAUUACAUGUUUUAUCACAUGAAACACAAUUGAGACAAAUUAGUGAUAUUUUUCUGUAAAAGAAUGACUUUCCAAAAAAAUUUAUUAAUGAGAAAUUUUUUUUUUAAAUAAAUGACACUUUUGCUAAAUUAGAAAUUUAGUAAAAUGAACGAAAAAACAAGGUUUUAUUACUCCGUCCUGUUCAUACAUCUCUAAAGCUUAAAUUAUUAAAAUCUUUUUAUUAUAUAUUAUUUUUAAAAAAAUCACAAUUUCGUCAAAGAUUAUCUACAAUGCUUCUCUGUGUAAUAUUUUUCUAUGAAAAUGAAAAACCGGAGUUAUGUCAUUCUUCCGAAGAACUUGGUGAUUGAAAUUUACGAUGACACAAUAUACCGUUUUAUAAUUGAAUUGUUAAUAUUAAUGAGCGGCUUUCUUUGUUCCACAGUCGAAAUCAUUACAAAAUAUUUUACAUCGCUGUUUAUUCGCGCAAGACAAUACAGAUAAUUAUCACUAUAAAUUACUGAGGUAAAAUUCGAAGAUGAAAUUGAUAUUCCGUCCAUGACAAGCAUCCCGAGGCCAAGCUACAAUCAUGACUUUAAUCGGGACUGCACGAGUGUUUUUACAAUACGAGGUUUGUGUAAUCAAGACGUAUCAGAAUGACAGAAAUUUUUUCUGUACAUAGAACUUGGCCGUUAUCGUUUACUAAUUGUAAUUAUCAAGAAUAUACUAUUUCUCGUUAUUUUCGUUUGUACAUGUAUUACUAUUAUUUUAUUAUUAUUAUUAUAAAUAAUAUUAUAUAUUCGACGUAGAUAUAUAUUAUAAUUAGAUAUAAUAAAAAUUACUUUUGUACGAUAGAAAUCAAAAGAUGCCAAAUGAAUUGUGUGCGUACGCGCGAAAAAUUAGGUUAUUGGUGUCUGUGUAAUCAUUAUAUGAUUGUAUUCUUUUGAUAUGUAUUUUACUAACUCCCAAAUCGCGUGCGUAUAUAAAAAAAUAGAGUAUCAAAAGAAAUACACAUUUUCAUUUAAAUUUCUGAAAGAAAGAGAGAUAUGGAGAGGGAAGAGAUUUCUUUUUUAAUUGGGAACUUCAACCUUUUACUAUUUUAUUCAAACAUAUGUUUCUUCUCUCUUUCGUUUUGGGAAUUUAAGUAAAAAUUUCUCAAACUUCUGUUCUUUCUGUAGAAAAGAACGGAAUUAAAAAUUUAUGAGAAUGCAACAGGUGAGGAAAAUAUACGAAUAGAAUUAAUUUUAUGGUGAAAUAUCGACUUAAUGUUUACAAUUUUCAUUUCGUUCCCACCUCAUUUAGACCAUAUGCUGACAUAUUGCGACAUGCAUAUGUUACGUGCAAUAAAUAUUAUUACGUAUGCAUUAUCGCCCACACACACGACGGCCGACAGUAUAUUUUUAUAAGUGUAACACAUGUGCAGAACACAUAUACAGAAAGAGAUAGUUUUUUUUUGCAAAAAUAAAAUGUUUCCGUAUUUUUCA
Camponotus floridanus (Florida carpenter ant) is the source of this 3398-nucleotide messenger RNA. RefSeq names its product scavenger receptor class B member 1 (gene emp). The coding region runs from base 1 to 1545 and encodes 514 amino acids. NCBI's taxonomy places the organism in Eukaryota, Metazoa, Arthropoda, Insecta, Hymenoptera, Formicidae. Gene Ontology annotation, cellular component: membrane; lysosome; cytoplasm. The record is from RefSeq and is a predicted model, not a curated record. Gene Ontology annotation, molecular function: scavenger receptor activity. The transcript is spliced from 6 exons.